Messenger RNA from Olea europaea var. sylvestris, 833 nucleotides. RefSeq lists its product as uncharacterized. The record is from RefSeq and is a predicted model, not a curated record. Gene Ontology annotation, molecular function: protein dimerization activity. NCBI's taxonomy places the organism in Eukaryota, Viridiplantae, Streptophyta, Magnoliopsida, Lamiales, Oleaceae. Bases 1 to 774 code for a protein of 257 amino acids. The transcript is spliced from 5 exons.
AUGGCAGAUGGAUCAGAAUAUGUGGUCCACAUGGUGACGGACAACGCUGCAAACUAUGUUGCCGCUGGUAGGUUAUUGGAGCGAGAGUUUCAAACAUUAUUUUGGUCUCCAUGUGCAGCUCAUUGCAUUAAUCUAAUGUUUCAUGAUAUUGGUAAGCUUGAUGAAGUUAGUAAUGUCGUAUCUCAAGCAUCGAAAAUUACAAAAUAUAUAUACAACCAUUGCUACCCAUUGCAUUUGAUGAGGAAGUUUACUGGAAGAAGGGAAAUUCAUCGACUCGCUCCUACUCGUUUUGCCACUAACUUUAUUGCUCUACAAAGCAUAUUGGCCCAAAAGGAUCCAUUAAGAGCAAUGUGUUUUGGAAAGAGUGUGCUCCUAUUGUGCAACUUACUCUCUACUAUUGUGCAACUUACCGAGCCUCUCGUUCGUGUUCUAAGGAUUGUUGAUAGUGAUGAAAAGCCUUCGAUGGGCUACUUGUAUGAAGCUAUUCAUGUGGCAAAAAGUGAGAUGGAGCGCAGAUUUCAAAGAAUGAAGAAUAGAGUGGCUCCUUAUUUGCAAAUUAUUCAGAAUCGAUGGGAUAGUCAAUUGCGUAAGAAUCUUCAUGCCACCAGGCAAGCACAUGGUGACUUUGGACGUUUAUCUGCAGUAGCUGAUCGUCAUAGAAUGGCUCCUGAUGAAUGGUGGACGUGUUAUGGUUGUAGUGCACCAAAUGUACAAACACUUGCAAUUCGAGUUUUAAGUCAAACAUGUAGUUCUUCAAGUUGCAAGAGAAAUUAGAGUAUGUUUGAACAUAUUCAUUCUAAAAAGAGAAAUAGACUCGAGUAUCAAAGACUUAA